GUAUGGCAAUACAACAAAGUGUAAUAACUUUCUCAAGUGUACGGUAACUCACGAUGGAUUCGCCAGUCUUGAGUUGUACUACGGCCUACUCGUUACUGCGGUGUCACUUUAUUUUAAAUUAAAAUGUUGUUUACUUUUAUUUUAUUUUAUUUCACUCGAUUAUUUAUUCGGUUUAUUUAAUUUUAUAAAAAAUGAGCAAAAGAACCACGACGGGUUUUAUUAAUUCGUGUGAAAAAAUAAGACCCGAGCGAUCGAGGAAUCCUUGUUUGCAACGACUUGUUUGGACAAAUAAAUCAACGGAUAAAAUAAAUAUCAGGGGGACGAGAUACUGGGGAUUCGAUAACGCGGUUAUUGGUGAUGAUCUUCAAGUUACUAAUCCGCGGGUCGCGUUAAGAAGAUUGUUAAGAUUGUACGAAGGACGUCAGUACCGCGAGGCGGCAAAUUUUCUAACAAAACUACCAAGAUGCACUUUAGCAUCAACAUUAACAGACUUUCCCGUGGACUUGGUGAUCGAAACUCUCCCACGAAGUUUAUCGCUUCUAGAAGCUUUGUAUUCCCGGUUGCCUGAACUUGGUCUCAACAAUAACAAUAACAAUAAUAAUAACAGAGAAAUACAACAAGAUGAAUUGUCACGUUUACUGAGGGUCGAACAACUACUCUGGAAAGUAGUUCAUCUUAUUUCCGUCUGUCAAGAUCAACAGCGCAUUAAAAUUUGGACAAAACUUAUCACAUAUAUUUCCCAUGUUUAUCCUAAUACGCGCAAGCUUUUAGUUAAUCGUAAAAAAGCUCUAGACGAAACGAUUGAAGGGUUGGGAAAACACGGGCCGAUACCCUGCCAAAUUACCAGUGAGGAUAAACGAUCUGGACAUCAGCAGGAUACUAAACUUUUACCGCUAACAGCUAAAUUGAAGGAUGAACUUGAAACUAUGAUCGACGCUUACAAACUUGCACUCCAUAAGAUUGAUAAUUUUGGUAAAGAUGCUUCCAGAAGGUCGAAAGGCGAUCCCCAUGGACUUAAAUCUGCUUCGCAUCAGCGACUUUUGUCAUUGAAAUACAGCGAGGUUCAACAACGUCUCAUUGAUAAUCAGAGUCUACUGAAUACCCUAGAGAAGGCCAACGGGCGUAACUUGACAGAGUUAUCUACCGAAUUGUUACGUCGAGUCGAACAGGACAAAGAAGCUCUGCGUCAGUGGACAUCUUUAAGGAAAUUCACUGGGGAAAAUAACAUCGAAAUACGUUCGAGCUCAACUCACACCCUCUACAACUCAGCCGGUGCCAGUGCUGGUGUUUGUGCUGAUAAUGCGACCAAAGAGCAGCCAUCUCUGGCAGCCCGACUGUUACAAUUUUCCCGAGCUUGCGGGAUCGUGCUGGAGAUGAUGAAAAAAACUCACGACUCGAGGUCUGAUUGGUCCUGCGAUUUUCUCGCUGCCGAGGAUGAAAAAUACGACGUGGCUGAGUCUAGUAGCGCUGGGUAUCACACUGACGACAGCUACAGCCCCGAACCACAUUGCCCCUACUUUGCUGGGUUACCUGGAGAAAUUUACAGUAAUAAUAAUAAUUACUACGAUGGGAAUAAAAAAGCUCAUGCGGUCACAAUGACUACGGAACAACUGAGGGAUAAAUACGCAGCGUUGUACGCGCAAGCACAUUUACAUACUCUUGAUGCUCUAGACGCUUUGGAGCCACUCAAAGAAGCCACGGAUCUAAAAGCCAAAAUCCUCUUUUCUGUUAUCGUUUUAUCCUGGCGGAUCGCUGACAGCAUCCAAUCAUCUCGAAAGCACGAGGCGGUGGAAAUCUUAUCCGGGGCUGAGUCAGCAUUAGCCGAGGAACGAGGGCUCACAGUGUCGCUCGAUGUGGAAGCUUCCAUGCGCCGACAAUUAGCAACAGCCGGAUACUCAACAGGUACACGGCAAGUUGCAUCGCGAGUUAUGGACCAACUCCGAACUACAUUAUACGAUUACCCGUGCAUCGAAAAUUGCAAGGAGUUGAAAAAUUACGGCCUCGAGAGCGCACAUCUUGCCUGGUCAUGCCUAGCACACGAGACUCCAUUAAUUAUCGAUACUGUCGAGUCUUCGAGAGUAAGAUUAUCACUCGAUGUUGAAUUCAGGCGUGAAUUACAUUCGAGACAUCACACAUCACCCAAUCCAAUGGGUAAGAAAAUCGUCGGGGUAAUUUGGCCAGGUCUACGUCAAACAAACUUACAAGGCCCUUGCUUGUACCGAGCGGUUGUUCUCACCGCUUAAACUUUUCACUACUACUAUUACGUGUAUAAGAAAGUUGUUAAAGUUUACGAUCAGGUGUUGUAGAUUAUUGGAGCUUGCGAAGCUUGGGAAAGUUUUAAACUUCACUUGUUGAUCUAUUUAAGUUUAAGAUUUUUUUUUUAUUCAUUUAUUUAUUACUUUUUUUACUUCGCCUUGCAUUUAUUUAAUCACGUGAAUUUAAUUUUAGGGAUGAGUAACUUUCAAACUUUUUAAUUUAUUUAAGUUUCCUGAAGUUUCUUUUUUUUUUUUUUGUCAAAGUUUGUUAAUGGUCACUUGUAGGAACAAAUUAAAAGUUUAAGUUUUUUGUAAUGGAAAAAAGUUUUUUUUUAGGACAUAAAUGAAAAUGAAAUUUAAUUUGGAAAGGAAUUAAGUUUGAUAAUUUUGGAGUUAAAUGAAUUUUUUUUGGUAAAGAAAAAGUUUGAGGUGGUGAGAAAAAUAGGGAGUUUGAAUUAGCAGAGCGGGAAAAUUUUUAAAUAUGAUUUUUAAUUUGUGAAUAUUUUGUAAAAGAAAUAAAAUUUUUUUUUGAACUGAGGGUGCAUUCAUUAUUUACAAAACUUAGUCAUAGAAGUGUGUCAUGGGCUGAUAAUUAAUUCUGAAUAAAGAAAUAAAAAUUCUGUAAUUUUUUCAAAUUUUUCAGAGGGGGUAAAAUGGACCAUUAGCU
Molecule: messenger RNA, 2922 nt
Organism: Microplitis mediator
Lineage: Eukaryota; Metazoa; Arthropoda; Insecta; Hymenoptera; Braconidae
Exons: 5
Coding region: 192-2243 (683 amino acids)
Biological process (GO): mitochondrial protein catabolic process; mitophagy by internal vacuole formation
Cellular component (GO): mitochondrial outer membrane
Source: RefSeq, a predicted model, not a curated record